Messenger RNA from Effrenium voratum, 520 nucleotides. The record is from the annotation of a GenBank genome assembly. Lineage: Eukaryota; Dinophyceae; Suessiales; Symbiodiniaceae.
GGGCCCCUGUGCUUUUGCGGGGGACCUAGCUCUAGUUGCGCCAUGGCCUUCAACGCGGAGCAGCGCGCGGAGUUCCAAGAAGCCUUCGACCUCUUCGCCGAUGCGGGGAGGCUGCCCAGCCGGCAGCUGGUCUCGCUCUUGCGGAGCUUGGGCCAAAAUCCCACGCAGGAGGAGGCGGCGAAGGUGAAGGCAGAUGCUGGGGUGGGAGACAGCAUCCAGUUUGACGACUUUCUCUCCAUCAUGGAGGUCAUGGUGGAGGACAGCGAUCGCCGCGAGGACGAGGAGCUUCGGGAGGCCUUUGACGCCAUCGCGAACGAGGGCCUUGUGCGCAUGUCCGACAUCCGCAAGACCUUGGACGGCCUGGCCGCGAAUUUGCCUGUGUCGGACCACGACAUUUACGAAAGGCACGAAAGGCCCACGGAGGAAGAGGAUAAGGAGCUGGACUUUGACGCGUUCAAGAAGAUGCUUGCAGGUUAGAUAUGUUCACGGCCGGUCCACACGAGCGAGCAGGAUCCCAACC